This is a messenger RNA of Nymphalis io (European peacock), 597 nucleotides long. RefSeq names its product trypsin, alkaline C-like. Gene Ontology annotation, biological process: proteolysis. Gene Ontology annotation, molecular function: serine-type endopeptidase activity. The transcript has 3 exons. The record is from RefSeq and is a predicted model, not a curated record. NCBI's taxonomy places the organism in Eukaryota, Metazoa, Arthropoda, Insecta, Lepidoptera, Nymphalidae. The coding region runs from base 1 to 597 and encodes 198 amino acids.
AUGGAUCGUAGCUCGAUAGGACAAGGCCUUGUAGAUAAAAGUCAAUUCCGAGUGCGACUUGGCUCUUCACUUCCAUACACUGGCGGUCACUUACAUAGAGUAGAAAGUUUGCUUGAUCAUCCUGGAUAUGCGUAUCCUAAAGCAUACCACGACAUUGGAAUUCUGAAACUCGCCACCCCCGCCAUACUCUCCGACCGCGUUGCACUUGCCCCUAUCGCUGGACCCAACUACUGGGUCCCAGAUAACACUACCCUCACCACUGCCGGAUGGGGGACAAUUCAGUCUUUUUUUAGACCCGCAGAAAUCCUUCAGCAAGUAGAUAUAAAAAUGAUCAACCACGAUUUCUGUAGAGAAAAUUACGCUAAACUGCAGUCUGUUCAUGGUGACGACAUUCCUAAUGUAACAUCGGAAAUGGUAUGCGCUGGAUUAUUAGCUGGUGGUAAGGGUGUUUGCUAUGGUGAUUCAGGAGGACCUCUUCUUCACCAAGGAGUUGUAAUUGGAAUCACCUCUUGGGGACAACCAUGUGCCCGCGCGGAGUUUCCUGGUGUCUUUGUUAACGUACCUUCUUAUACCAGUUGGAUUGUUGAUAAUGCAUAA